Oryza sativa Japonica Group (Japanese rice) is the source of this 4325-nucleotide messenger RNA. RefSeq lists its product as uncharacterized. The record is from RefSeq and is a predicted model, not a curated record. Gene Ontology annotation, biological process: protein phosphorylation; signal transduction. Gene Ontology annotation, cellular component: cytoplasm. Gene Ontology annotation, molecular function: protein kinase activity; protein binding; ATP binding. Lineage: Eukaryota; Viridiplantae; Streptophyta; Magnoliopsida; Poales; Poaceae.
CGUUUCCUCUCGCGGCGGCCUCGCCAUUUCACUCUCCUUCCCUUCCCUCCCCUUCCCUCCCUUUCCUCCUCCUCCACAGCCACCGCGAAAAAUCCCAAAUUAAUCCCGCAAAAGAAAAUCAUCUCGUUUCUAUCUAUCAUUGUCACUUUUUCUUGAUUCGAGCUUCUUCUUCUUUUUCUUCUUUCUUUUCUUUUUUGGCGCGAUCGCGGCUUUGGUUUCCCCCGAGGCGGCGGGGGGGAAUGGAUUCUUGGAAGCAAAUCACGCGGAUGAAUCGGGCCCGGCCGUUGCGCGGAUCGGCCUGAGCCGUGGACGCGCGGCGCGGGGGGCGGGAGCGGGAUUCAGCUAACCGCUUCGCUUGGUUAUACCAAAAGCAAAAGAGGCAAGAUCCAGAUUAGGCGUGCAAGCAUAUUGGUUUGGUCUAAAGAGAUGAAUGGUUCGAUAUUUGAAGGCAAUCAUGCUUCAGAAAUUUGUGUUUCAAAGCUAAGUGGAAGGACAUCAUUUGCGGUCCGUGUUAAUCAAGUUUGUGCUUAUCAAGAAAGAUCUUCUGGCAGAGCCCUUCAUUUCGUUUGCAUUGAACGAAAUGAAUAACCAGGUUGGGUCCAGUAACCAGAAAAACCUGAAUGUUGCCUGCUAUGAAGAUCUGACUAAAAUCCUUGGUCUUAGUAGGUUUGACUCUGAGAACCUGUCAGAUGUCUCAAAUACUGGUUUGCCAAUGAGAUGUGCUUUGGAUCCAACAAAUCCGGCGCGUAUGAGGUGCAUACCCCCUGAGAAUGGGCUUAAAUCAGCCGAUGUUUCAAGUGACAAUCUGCAAGAUAUGUCUUCUUGCUGUGAUAGUCCACACUCACAGUCUGGAAAAGCCAAGUUCAUGUGUAGCUUUGGUGGGAAAAUCAUGCCCAGGCCAAGUGACGGGAAGCUCAGAUAUGUUGGUGGAGAAACACGUCUAAUCUCAAUACCAAGAAACUUCUCAUGGAAUGAACUUGUACAGAAAACUCUGAAAAUCUACAGUCAGCCUCACAUCAUAAAGUAUCAGCUUCCUGAAGAGGAUCUUGAUGCAUUGAUAUCUCUUUCAUGUGAUGAGGAUCUUCAGAAUAUGAUGGAAGAAUAUAGCAGCCUUGAAAAGGCCAAUUCCUCACCUAGACUUCGAAUAUUUCUUGUCUCGCAAACUGAAUGCGAGGAUUCAUCAUUAGACUCAAGAAGCUUAGAGAGUGAACCAGAAUAUCAGUUUGUAGUUGCUGUGAACAAUCUGGCACAACUGAAGAGGAGCACCAGCGGCAACAGUUUGAUGAGCCAAUCGAAACAUCACUUGGAUAAUUCUCCACUCCAUUUCAGAGACACACCUGUGCGUCAAACAGAUAGAGAUAGUGGAGCUAAAUCUUUGGGUGGAAAUUCCUUAAAUGAACCUCCAUCUCAGUUCUUUAUUGAUCCGUUCACACAACCAAUGGUGUCUGAGUCAUCAGCAACUCCUUCCGCAUGCUUAACUCGGCAGAGGACCAUGAAACAAUCAAGGAUGCAAUCAUCUGCAGAUAAAUCAAUAUUGAACCAAGAAUAUGAGAACAAAAGUGAAGUUUACAAUGGAUCAAAUCUGAAAACGAUGUUUCCUGACCAUCAACAUAAUAAACAAAAUAAUACAGACACAGUUAUUGGAGUUGGAACUUCCCCACGCCAUUUUCAAAUUCAAAGCCAGGUAAAAGACUUGGCUGUGCCUCGAAAUGAGAGUGGCUUGAGUUCCCACACCAACUAUGAUAUGCCUAUUACUGUGGAAACACCCUUUUAUUCUGAAAAGUUAUCCGUGCACCCAGAAAAUGCAGUGUUAUCUGCAGAAGGCAUGACUCAUGCUUUUUCCGAUCCUUUGCUGAAAGACCGCACACAAGUACUUGCAGCCAAUUUGUCAUUAGCUGCUGGCUCCCACAUAGCCUCAUCAUUUUCUCAGGAAAUAUAUCAAACCAAGGAGCUAGAGAGAAAAUUAAGCGUGACUAGGCCAGAUUUUGUUUGUGUUAAGCCAACUGAUGUUGCUCGAACAGAAGAACCAAGGCACCUUGUUUCUAAUCAUACUGAUCAACCGUAUAAUCAAGGCAUUGUCAGCGGAACCAGUGUGGAGCCAACAAUAUAUUACCAACAAGACAGUUUGUCUAGUAAUGUCAGACAAGGACAUGAUGGUGGUUCUACUGUUCAACAGUGGGAUAAGCCUUAUCAUCAGGAAAACAGGGCAGGUACAAAUGUUGCUCACCAGUUCUCUUUUGUUGAUACAGGGCUCAAGUCCUACUGUGCACGUGGUGCGAGGAUGUCCUCAGAUGAGUUAGAUGCUCUAGAAAGCUCAGUCCCAACAUCAGUACCCGCUAAUGAUCAUUCCUGCUCAUUUCUUAAUGAAUGUUCUAUUGGGUCCAGAAUAGAGAAUUCAGAUCUUGGGUCUCAACUAGACAAACUGAAUUUAGGACGUGCUGCUGCAGAUUAUGAAACUGCUGGCUGCGUGUCCGGGAAUGAUAAAGUUUUCUUGCCCAUAAAUUCUUUUGAUGCUUUUGCCUCCCAAAUAUCUAUGGUAAAUAGAGAAUCUAGUGUGUAUCAAAAUGGAAAGUUGGACCAGUCAUCAGUGCAUAACUAUGGCUUGGCUACCUCUCCACUUACUGGCAUGAGUGACUCUAAUGUGAGUGCGAAUUUGCUGUCAUCUCAGAAUCCAUUUCCUGUGUGUGUUUCGAGCAGAGAGGUCCCUCUUGAGUACAAUAUUACCCGCAAUUAUGUAGUGAAUGGAUUUGAUAAUGAAAGCAUGAAGCUGAAUGACAGAAUGCAUAACAAUGUUCAAAUGGACGCACCUGUUAUAGUUGAGGAUGCGACUGAUAAUGCGCCUUUAGGCAUUCUGUCAUCCAGACCACUUGUUCCUCUUGUUGAAGUGGCAGCUGAAGAACAGCAGCAAGUUAUUAUUUCAUCACUGAAGGAUGAUGAUGCUAGGAGUGAUGUGCCAGAGUUAGCCAAUGAGGAUCAUGAUGAUGAACCAGCUGCGGAUGGAUCCAUAAGUGAUGCUGCAGUUGCUGAACUGGAGGCCAGCAUGUAUGGCUUACAGAUCAUAAGAAAUGCUGACCUUGAGGAGUUACGUGAGUUGGGAUCCGGCACAUUUGGAACAGUAUACCAUGGGAAGUGGCGAGGAACCGAUGUUGCUAUCAAACGAAUUAAGAAAAGCUGUUUUGCUGGGAGAUCAUCUGAACAAGAGAAGCUUACCAAAGACUUUUGGAGGGAAGCACAAAUUCUUUCAAAGUUGCAUCAUCCAAAUGUUGUUGCUUUCUAUGGGGUGGUUCCUGAUGGAACUGGAGGAACAUUGGCAACUGUGACAGAGUUCAUGGUAAAUGGAUCACUAAGGAAUGUUCUUUUAAGGAAGGACAGAAUGCUCGAUCGUCGGAAAAGGCUCAUUAUUGCUAUGGAUGCGGCAUUUGGGAUGGAAUAUUUGCACUCCAAAAGCAUAGUCCAUUUUGAUUUGAAAUGCGACAAUUUACUUGUUAAUUUGAGAGAUCCUCAGAGGCCAAUCUGCAAGGUUGGAGACUUCGGAUUAUCAAGAAUUAAGCGCAACACUUUGGUUUCUGGUGGUGUACGGGGCACUCUUCCAUGGAUGGCACCAGAGCUUUUGAAUGGAAGCAGCAGCCGAGUGUCUGAAAAGGUGGAUGUGUUCUCCUUUGGGAUAGCUUUGUGGGAGAUCUUGACUGGUGAGGAACCGUACGCAAAUAUGCACUGUGGCGCUAUCAUAGGCGGUAUCGUCAACAACACUCUUCGGCCUCCGAUACCCAAAAACUGCGAGCCUGAAUGGCGACAACUGAUGGAGCAAUGCUGGUCGGCCGAUCCUGACAUCCGCCCCUCAUUCACGGAGGUCACCGACAGGCUACGAGCCAUGUCAUCAGCUCUAAAGGGGCAUUCUCAGGGAAACAAAUGAAGGCUAUUUCAUCAACCGGCAGAAUAUUUGAUUGCAGCGGAGAUGGAUCACUAACCUGCCCAAGCUCCUACAUCUGUGUGCAUAGAUUGAAUUUUAUACUAUACAUGUAUAUUUGUUGGUCAUGGUGUGUAUUCUAUUCUGAUGUAUGUAUGCCUAUGCUAUUCAAUUUUUUCACCCGCUUUCUUGAGAGUUUCUGAAGUGUAAUUACAUGUAUCUAUCUGAGCAAAAAUGUACUGCAUGCAGGCUCUUCUUGUGGCCUCACUUCUCUUACAAUUUUUUGUGAGCCUGACCACGGAAGAUGGCCUGGCACUUGUAAUUAUAUGGCAUAUAUGAGCUGACAGAAAUAUAUUGAAUUGACACUUUGUGAACCUUGAAUUGAGGAAGGAAUAAAUGAAUUUACUUCUUUUCAUAA